AUGGGUCCCUUCAGGUAUUUAAGUGAGGGGGGAUCUGGGGCUGGCCCUCACUUUGCCAGGGGAAAGGCACCGGCCAAAGAAACGUUGCAGAUCCAGGAUCACACGCAUAUCCUCUCCCUUUCCUGGACCAAGAGGGGGAAGAUACGGAACUGCCUUCACCCAUUCUAUUCCCCCUUCCCCUAUUUCAACGGUUUCUACGAGCGCUGCCUUCAAUACCGGUGGAAAAUGACGCCCUUUGACAGGAGCUCAACCCUUACCCAGUGUGAGCGCUUGAGUAUCCGGCCCCGUCGCUGCCCGCAGUGUUCCGAGUUCGAGGGCGGUUGCUCAGCCCAGGGACACACAACUGAAGGAGACGGAACAAACCUAAAAGAGGUAUAUAAGGCUGGAGAUUUGACUGUCCUUGCUGGGGACCGGGAGCUUCCUGACGGCCCAGUUCAAUUGGACUUCCAUUUCAAGCUCGGCAUCCCGGGCGCAACACAUUGGCAUGGUUUACUGCAAGGGCAGAUGCUCUUCCUUGACGCGCCUCACCAGGCCCUGGAACGCUGCAGCCGAGACAGCUUGACCGCGACCCUGGAAUACGUGGAAGAAGAGACGGACGUGGACCGGGUGUUUGUCAACUUCCGGAAAUGUCGAUCUGACCGUGGUAACUUACUCCGGGCAUUCAGCUACCUGGGCUUUGAACUCGUUCGACCCGGUCACCCUGCCCUGCCGCCUUGGAGGGAUGUCGUUUUCAUGGUGUACCCCCUGGAACGGGAAACGGGUCCCAAAGCAGCACAAGAGUCGCCGAAGCUAGGGGCGCCAAAUGGAGAGGAAGGGUCUGCGCUUGCGGAAAGCGCCUCCGGGCCAAUUUGACGAGGAAUGAGGGCGAGGAACUCCCCUGGCUGCUUCUCUGCCCCAGGGCAUUAAAGAA
Sphaerodactylus townsendi is the source of this 910-nucleotide messenger RNA. It is a transcript of the gene OAZ3, whose product is annotated as ornithine decarboxylase antizyme 3. Lineage: Eukaryota; Metazoa; Chordata; Lepidosauria; Squamata; Sphaerodactylidae. Gene Ontology annotation, biological process: positive regulation of protein catabolic process. The record is from RefSeq and is a predicted model, not a curated record. Gene Ontology annotation, cellular component: nucleus; cytoplasm. Gene Ontology annotation, molecular function: ornithine decarboxylase inhibitor activity.